This is a messenger RNA of Medicago truncatula (barrel medic), 1462 nucleotides long. RefSeq names its product protein NEN4. The record is from RefSeq and is a predicted model, not a curated record. NCBI's taxonomy places the organism in Eukaryota, Viridiplantae, Streptophyta, Magnoliopsida, Fabales, Fabaceae. The transcript is spliced from 5 exons. The coding region runs from base 360 to 1205 and encodes 281 amino acids. Gene Ontology annotation, molecular function: nucleic acid binding; 3'-5' exonuclease activity.
CAAACACGCAAGUUUUCCAAUGGGUAAGGUUAAGGUUUUCAUUGCAAGUUUCCUAUGCAAGAGGCAAUAAUAUGAAAGAAGCAAAGAGAAUCUUAAUUCUCCAUGUUACAGAUUCCCCCCAGCUAUCUAGCUGGAAGCUAAGAAGCCCCCUCCCCUUCAUGCAUAGUGACUUCAACUUGGAGACAACAACCUUAACAAACAAGAAUUUCAUUGGUUUCUUCUAACAUGUGUUUUUCUGUUCCAAAGGAUUACGUACCUACCAGCUAAACCUCAUCUAUAAAUACUUAAUACAUGAAACCAAAUUGAAGGGAAUUAAGAAAGAACAAUUAUAUAGAAAAUUAAGCUUACAAUCAUUUAUAAUGGAGGAGGUCUCUAAUUCAUGCAAUAAUGAGCUACAUGCACCUGAAAUUGUGUUCUUUGAUUUGGAAACUAACGUGCCAAAGAAAAUUGGACAAAGAUUCUGGGUCCUAGAAUUCGGUGCAAUUGUAGUUAGUGCACACAAACUCAGCGAAAUCGAGAGUUAUACAACAUUGAUAAGACCAGAAGAUUUAUCUGUUGCACCAAUGAAAUCUAGCAGAAGCGAUGGAAUAACACGUGAAGCUGUAAAAAAUGCACCAUGUUUUGAAGAUGUUGCAGAGAAGAUAUUCAGUAUCUUGAAUGGAAGGGUGUGGGCUGGUCAUAACAUUCAAAGAUUUGAUUGUGUUCGUAUCAAAGAGGCUUUUGAUGGUAUCAAUAGGCCAGCACCUGUACCAGUUGGAAUCAUCGAUUCUUUAGGGGUCCUAACUGAGAAAUUUGGAAGAAGAGCUGGUAAUAUGAAGAUGGCAACAUUGGCUUCUUAUUUUGGCUUGGGGCAACAAAAACACAGGAGCCUAGAUGAUGUUCGGAUGAAUUUGGAGGUCGUUAAGCACUGUGCAACAGUGUUGUUUCUGGAAUCUACACUACCAAACACAUUGCAUAUUGAUAAAAGCAAGUGGUAUGGCUCUUCAAGCAUUAUGACAAGAAGCAGAACAAAUGGGAAAUCACCAUGCAGAGAAGAGACAAGUAGAAAAUCCCCCCCUGCUUCAUCUUCAUAUCAAAGGACGGUUCCUUAUGCCAGGGGUAGUUUGGGAAAGGUGGCCGAAAGAAUGAAGGGAUUGUUGUGUAAAGCGCAAGGACAACCACCAUUACAACAAUUAUUAAAGCAUUCUCAUUCAUUGCUUAGGUGAUGCAGAAUUACCAAUAUGGACACGGUUCUCAGAAAAUAGCAUAUUCUAUUUCUACCUUUUGAAGAUUAUCUUAAGAAAGUGACUUUUGCCUCACGUUUUUUUGAGUUGGAAGGUUGACAUGAAAGAUAUGCAUGCACAAGAUGGUAGCGCCGAAAAUUCAUUUGUAUAUUGUAUAUAGAAUUCAUUCAUUAUUCAAGUUGUUCAAUGAAGAAAGAUAGUAACCAACACAACAUUCUUUGUAAAUAAAAUCAAAAUUA